Messenger RNA from Chiloscyllium plagiosum (whitespotted bambooshark), 2747 nucleotides. RefSeq lists its product as uncharacterized. Gene Ontology annotation, cellular component: membrane. The record is from RefSeq and is a predicted model, not a curated record. Lineage: Eukaryota; Metazoa; Chordata; Chondrichthyes; Orectolobiformes; Hemiscylliidae.
AGAACCGAAUGCUCCCAUAUAAAUACAGGGCAGUCCAUUGCUAGUACUCAGUGAAAGCGUUGAAGGCUGUUAAAAAAAAAUGGGAACUGCUUGGAGGAAGCACCUUAAGCAGGAGUUCACUCAGGAAAAGCGUUCUCUGAAGACUAAACAUCCACAAUUAAUCCUUCUGUCACAGUGGAGGUUCCACCCAUGUGUCUUGUUGAUUUAUCGAAUCUUCACCGCGGUCUACACCCUGGUCUGGUGCAUUUGCAGUGGAGUCCAAACCAACCACCCCAAAUGGUUCAUCUUCCUGACACACCUAACCUAUACUGUCUUGACAUUUUACUUCAACCUGGCAUUGGUAAAUUUGAUUUGCUACAUGGCAUGCGGACUGAAGAGACCUGCGCAGAAUAUCAGAGCAGCAUCUUUGGAGGAGAUCUCAAGCUGUAAUCCAGCAGUUCCAGAAAUCGAGGUUGAGACUCCUGCUCUAAAUUUGCACACAGAAUUCUCCCCACCGUCUUCGCUACUGUAUCCCACUAUCUGCAUACAGUGGUCCCUGUAUAAUCUAAGCAGUGUGAUCAGCCUAUUUGUCACCAUUGCUUUCUGGAGCUUUGACUACAUUCCAGGGAGAGCCCCUGACUCCGUGAACAUCAACAUGCACGUGAUCAACUCGGUUCUUGUACUUCUGGAGCUGGGCAUGACAGCCGCUCCCAUUCACCUCGCCCAUUUCAUCUACACCUUGUUGUACUGCCUCUCUUUCAUCAUCUUCACCGUCAUCUACUGGGCUGCUGGAGGCACCAACCUCAGGGGAAAACCGUACAUCUACAGGUCACUAAACUACAGUGAGACUCCGGGUGCUGCCGUGGGCUGCAUCAUUGGGAGCAUCUGCUUGCUCAUGCCAUUCCUUCAGUUCAUGGUGUGGAACCUCCAUUUCCUCAAAUGCCAGGCCUACCUCAGGCUCAAAUAGAAGGAUGGUACUGUGCAACACUGUUAGCCUGGCCUUGGAGUUUCCUCAGUUCAGAAUUCCAAAACAAGGAACAAAGAUGGGAAAGAAUUCGGAACAGAAAACCACAUCAAGCACCAGAAUGGAGAACCAACAUAUUUGUUUUGAUGGACAGGCCGGUCUAUAAGUACAUUUUUUUGUUUACAUAGGUAGGUUUGCCAUUUGGCCUUCCCUCCAAUCAGAAAGGCAUGCUGUUUCCAGGUCUCUAUCGGAAAGUUGGUAUUAAAGAGAGGCCCUAGAUUUAAUACUGCUGAACUGACUACGAGCUGGUAGAUCUCUCCCUGAAAGAUAAUGGUAGUAUUCAGCGAGACAUUGUGAAGCCCAGCUCCACUUCCUUCUCGUCUCUCUUGCAAAAUCAAAACUUGAAUUCAAUCUAAUUGGUUUUGUCUGAAGAUUGGCAGCUAGCAAGAGGCUGUCUGUUAGUUGGAGAUACUGGGAAGCUGAAACAUGUUCUGGCUUUGCAAAAACAUUACACAACCAGCUGGGAUUCCCUAUCCACUCUGUGGGACUCAGUCACCAAGUAAUGACCUGUUGCUGAAGAACUCAUACCAGGUGCUCUGUCUCUGAUAAACAUAUUAUCAGAGCAAAACAUUUGGUCUUUGACAGACUGUGUAAGUGAAUCACAUGUAGAAAUGCACUACAAUAAAUUAAGCUGGACACUGCCAACUGGUAAACCUUCUGAGCUGGCAGUAAAUAUGUAAGGACAUUUCCAAAGGAUCUAUUGUUGUGUCCCUCUUUUUUCCUGUCCACAUGCUGCUCUUGGGUAAUACCAUCUGAAAGCACAGCAUCAUUUUCCAUAUGUACACCACUAGCCCCAGCUCAAUGUCACCAUUACCUCUCUUAUCUAUUCCUUUGCAGUUAAAUUGUCAAAAUGCUUUCUAAUGUCCAGAGCAAUAUUUUUUCCAACUAUUGGGAAAACCACAGCCAUUAUCUUCCAUCACACAAUAAAUUCUGUACCCUAGCCAAUGAAUCCAUCCCUCUUCCUGGCAACUCGGGAGCAAUGAAAGGUGCCUCAUUACAUUGGUGUUGUAUUUCAUAGAGUUGUUACAUUACAGAAUGAGGCCAUUUUGCCCCUCAUGCUUACACUGGCUCUUGGAAUUCUACAUUGUCCUCCACACAGUUUAGAAUUCUUCAACGCUGAGUGUCACCUGCAAAACUUUGCGAUGGUCCAUUGCACACCAAAAUCCAGAUCAUUAAUACGUUAAGAAAACAUGAGUCCCAAUGCCAACCCUGGUGACUCUCUUUUCCCUUUCACUCAGCCAAGUUUGUAUCCACAUUACUGCUGUCCCUUUGAUCCAUGACUUUGCUCACAGGUCUGUCAUGUGGCAUUGUAUUAAAUGUGUUUAUGUAUAUCAACAGUGUUUACGUAUUACCCUCAUUGAUCUUUCUGCUACCUCCUCAAAAUAUUUACUUCCAUGAAGAACUUCUGAUCAUAUAUUUCUGCCCUUACAUGGACUGCUUAUUUUCAUCUCCAUAUCAUCAGCCAACUCCACCUUAUUUCAGCUCAGUGGUUGAAACCCUUGGGCAUGCUUUUGCUUUCUCUAAUAAUAGCUCUACUGACCAGCAUUCAUAUUUUUACCCUCUAAUAAACCUGAGGUAAUCUAAACCAAUCUGCUCAAUUGCAUUAAGCUCUGUUCACUUAUAAUCCCUGUGCCUGCUCGACCUAGAGAAGCAAAAUCUCAAUUUGUUGCUUUCAAUAUGGGAUGGCAAGGUGGCUCAGUGGUUAACAUCACUUCCUCACAGUGUCAGGGACCCAGGUUCAAUU